This is a messenger RNA of Ostreococcus tauri, 825 nucleotides long. RefSeq names its product Radical-activating enzyme, conserved site. The record is from RefSeq and is a predicted model, not a curated record. NCBI's taxonomy places the organism in Eukaryota, Viridiplantae, Chlorophyta, Mamiellophyceae, Mamiellales, Bathycoccaceae. The transcript has a single exon. Gene Ontology annotation, molecular function: oxidoreductase activity; 4 iron, 4 sulfur cluster binding. The coding region runs from base 1 to 825 and encodes 274 amino acids.
AUGGACCGAAAAGGCUUGCGCGGUGGGGCAGAGGACAUCGAGAGCGCGGGCGAGAUGGUCGGGCGCGUGCACUCGAUCGAUAGUUUCACCGCGGUGGACGGACACGGAAUCCGCUUGAUUGCUUUUCUCCAAGGAUGCCGCAAGCGGUGCGCGUUUUGCUGCAACGUCGACAGCACGAACGCGAGCGCGUCGAAGGGGAUGGUGAUGACGGUGGAUGGUGUUCUGAGUAAGCUCGCGCGGAAUAGGAAGUACUACGCGGCGUCCGGGGGUGGUUUGACCCUGAGCGGGGGCGAGUGUUUGUUACAACCGGAUUUCGUGAAAGCACUCGCGACGGGCUCAAAGGCUCUCGGUUUGACGACAGCGAUCGACACCGCGGCGGAGGGAAACGAAACUGUCUGGAACGAGAUUUUACCGCACGUCGACAUCGUCCUUCUUUGCGUCAAGUCGACGAAUCGGGCAAAGUAUCAUCGCAUCACCGGGACGGAUGCCGAUGAAUACGAUACAAUGCGAAACUUUUUGCGCGAGCUCGAUCGAAGGAAGAUCGACACAUGGUUACGAUUCGUGCUCAUGACGGAUGACGAUGAGCGAUUCCAGAAAUAUCGAACGAACGAUGCGGAUGAGUUGCGCGACCUCGCGGCGCUCGCGAAAUCGCAUGACGGGUGUGUGCGCGGCGUCGAGUUGCUGCCUUAUCAUCGCUUCGGCGUGUAUAAAUUCGCAGAGCUCGGACUCGAAUACAAAUUGGACGGCAUGAAGACGCCGACAAUAGAUGAGAUUCAGCGCGCGGUCGAUUUCCUUCGAGCUGAGGGCGUGACUGUGGUUUACUGA